Rhizophagus irregularis DAOM 181602=DAOM 197198 is the source of this 2073-nucleotide messenger RNA. RefSeq lists its product as uncharacterized. NCBI's taxonomy places the organism in Eukaryota, Fungi, Glomeromycota, Glomeromycetes, Glomerales, Glomeraceae. Gene Ontology annotation, molecular function: RNA binding. The record is from RefSeq and is a predicted model, not a curated record.
AUGUCUACCUCACAGUCAACGGGUAUGACACGUAUGACUCGUAGUGUGACUCGUAAAGGAACGCUACAACCAGGAGAACAAGUUAUUGAUAUUUCUACAGGGUCAACUUCAACUGCCUUUCAGGAUAUUGACCCCUUUAAAAAGCCAUAUAAUCCCCCACCGGCUACUAAUAAAGAUGAUGAAGGGUUUAAAACAGUUCAAUCAAAAAAUAAAAAAGCAAAAAAAGAGGAUACUGUGACACAAAAACAAAAAGAAGUCAUGAAGGAGGUCGCCCAAGCAACAUUGGGAAGAAAACAGUCUCAACAGAGCGAAACUGCGGCUGCAAAUGAGUCACGUGACAAUAAUCAUCCCAUUCAGCCGAAUUUAACCAAAAAUAUCACCCCAAUGGAUCUUGACCAAAACAAUGACGAUCAUAAUGCAGGAGAUGAAACCAAUGAAAUUCCUGAUGAUGAAGAUGAUAUUAUUGAUAUAGCAAUUAUGGCUGAAAAGCCACAAUUUAAAGUUUAUUUUGAUUUGGCACAAAUUCCUGGAAAAAGCCAUAUUGGAAAAGUAAACCUCGUGAAAAAACUGCUUGCUCAACAUCAUAUUGCAUGUUUUCCAGGUAGAAUUGAUGCCAAGAAUAUUGAAAUAGAUGGAAAUAUCCAAAAACAGCAUUAUUAUGUUUUUAAAUGUGCUAAUGAAACAGCAUUUGAGAAAAUUUUACGUGAACCCAUUCCAACUAAAAUUAAAAUUAAACAACAAGAUGGUAAAAUUGUGGAACAAGAUUUGAAUGUUACGUUUAACAAAAUAGAAAAAAAAGAAAUUCCGGCUGAAACUCAACAGAAUAUUGAUGAACACACGAUUUUUGUAAACAAGAUUCCUGCAGAAUUGAGGAAUUAUCAGAUUAAAGGUGUUUUUGGUACAUAUGGAAAUAUAGUAAACUUCAAAACUUUUAUGAGAGGGCAGUAUCAAAAUGCUAUUAUCACAUUUGAUGACAAAUCCGCAGUCCAACCAUUUUACUAUACUUGGGGCAUCUUUAUUAACCAACAUUUGGUUAGGGUUAGACCCAAAGUUAUGUCAGAAGAUAAACUACAUGAAAGAACAGCAUAUUACAUUAAACUUGCAGGUUUACCACUAAAUACAUCAGCAUUUGAUUUAAGAGGAUUUAUGGAACGGUAUAAUGUUAAAUAUCUUGACAUUCCAAGAAAUUCUCGCUUUAAUUAUCCAUUACGCUAUUGUUUUGUUUAUUUUCAGAACGAAGAAGAUUUUCAAAUCGCAACCAAACAAGCAUUCUGUUUUAAAGAACACCAAUUAUAUUGGACUGAUGUAGAUAUGAAAACUUGCCACAGGUGUGGCAGUCCUGAACAUCUUGCUAUGCACUGUGAUCAUGAAGACAAUCGUCCAAGAUACAAAAACAGAAAAGAAGUACUUAAAGGUUUUAGACAAGCUAGACAAGAAAGAGAUAAAAAAUAUGGAAGCUAUGCACAAGCAGCUCAACAAGGACGUAAUAGAAGACAAAGUUUUAAUUCACGAAGACCUUGGAAUAGAGCGAAUCUAUCACAUGAUAAUAAAUCACAUGACCAAAAUAAUGUAUUUUCUAUUGACAAACCAAAACACCAGAGGCAAAUGUCGAUGACUAAGAAUACAAUUCAGGAUAGUAAUGUAGCCUUUACCAUUACUAAAGCAAUGGAAAAAUUAGACCAACUUUGUAAAAAUUUUACAGUUUUACAAAAUGAACAACGUUCAAUUAGUAAUGAACUUAAAAGUAUUAAAGUUAAACAAAAUACCAAAGAUACAACUAAACCAAAUACAACAGUUAAUAAAGCAGUGGGAUCUAGUACUAAAGGAGUUACCAGAAAUAAUAACAAACGCAUUCUCUUAGAAGAAUCUUCAGAUGAUUCAACUCAUGAAUUAUCAGACCUUGAAGAACGCUUUAAACAAUCUGAACAAAAAUCUCAAAAUAUGGCUACUGAACUUACAGAUCUCAAAGGUACUAUGCAAAAAUUAUUACAAUUAUUCCAAUCAUCAAAUGAUAAUCAUAAUGUUGAGGGGGACAACACUUAUGAUGAAGAAAUUAUUGAUAUUAGUCAAUAA